Molecule: messenger RNA, 4190 nt
Organism: Marchantia polymorpha subsp. ruderalis
Lineage: Eukaryota; Viridiplantae; Streptophyta; Marchantiopsida; Marchantiales; Marchantiaceae
Source: the annotation of a GenBank genome assembly
CACUGGUCCUCAGCUUCUGCCAUGGCAAUAUUGAUUCGUCCUGAGCCUAGGGGAAGACCGAGAAGGAACUCUCGGGGCCUCGGAGGUGGUGGUGUACUUUUGACAACUAGGGGCCUCGGAAAGAGAGCGCGCCUUUAGUUUGGACGAAGGGACACAGUGGUCUUUAAGGCGCGCCUCGUCCGGUGUUGAGAAUCGUCGGGCACCAUCGAGGGUCGAGAGUAACUCGGUGCUUGUGAUUUUCCUCUCGGGCGGGCAGGAGCACUUGAGCUUCUCGGGAGGGUGACAGACUUUGAGGUUGUUAGCGCUAGCGUUGGCGUUGGUGACAGUUCGGCAGGACGGUACGAUCCGCGAGGUCGCCGGACUCGGCAGAAUGUAGAUGAGCAGACAAAUCUUGGUGUUGUGUGCCGGGCUUGGUUCUUUUCACGCGUCGCAUCAGUGAAGUGCGAAAUUGCGGAUUAGCCACAAUGACGGACACAACGGAUGAUAUCGCGGAGGAGAUUUCUUUCCAAGCUUAUGAUGAUGACUGCCAUCUUCUUGGGAAUCUGCUCAACGAUUGCCUCAUGCGAGAAGUCGGUCCGGACUUCACUGAGAAAGUGGACCGCGUGCGACUCUUGGCGCAGAGUGAGUGCAACAUGCGUCUGGCAGGAGUAACGGAUGCAGCUGAUUAUCUGUCGACGCAGCUGGAGAAAGAAGUGUCAACCAUGGAGUUGGAAGAUGCGGUGCCUCUUGCGAGAACGUUCAGUCAUUAUUUGAAUCUCAUGGGAAUUGCAGAAACUCACCAUCGCGUACGAAGAACGAAAUUGCCGGGUCACAUGUCGAAGUCCUGCGACGAUGUCUUCCAGAAGCUGAUUUCAUCGGGGGUAUCCGCGGACGAACUUUAUCGUGCAGUGUGCGAUCAGGAGGUUGGAAUUGUCCUGACAGCUCAUCCGACGCAGAUCAACAGAAGAACUAUACAAUACAAAUUCUUGAGAAUCGCCCAUCUCUUGGAGAGGAAUGAUAGGACGGAUUUGACUCAUGAAGAUAAGGACUUACUGAUCGAAGAUCUGGUGAGGGAGAUUACUUCUUUGUGGCAAACCGAUGAACUAAGACGCCGUAAGCCAACUCCUGUUGACGAAGCUCGGGGAGGUCUGCACAUUGUGGAACAAUCUCUAUGGAAAGCUGUGCCACACUAUCUCCGCCGUGUCAGCAAUGCUCUUAAGAAGCAUACUGGAAGAUCAUUACCAUUAACAAGUACUCCCAUCAAAUUUGGAUCUUGGAUGGGUGGUGAUAGAGAUGGCAACCCAAACGUUACUGCAAAGGUUACGAGGGACGUUUCCUACCUUGCGAGGUGGAUAGCUGCCGACUUGUAUUUACGAGAGGUUGACGGUUUACGUUUCGAACUGUCCAUGAGUACUUGCAGUGACAAGCUUGCGCAGUUUGCCUACAAUAUCCUGGCACACGAGCAGCAGGUACAUGACGAUCAUCAUGUCAGCUGGUUCAAUCAGCGGCAGAAGAAACAUUCUGAUCAUGUCGACAUUCCUGGACAUCCUCUCCCUUAUCAUAUACCCUUCGGAGCAGAUGUGCCUGGUUUCACGGGUAAUGCCAAUGAUGGAGAGGCAGAUCUAGAGAUGCCUCUUCUUGAGCUUCCAUUGACGGACGGCGAGUAUAGGACGGCAGACAUAAUGGGUUACGGUCUUAUCGCGAAAGCGACUCCUUCGCUUCCCAAAGCAGAGGGUUUAGGUCUGCAGCCUCUGAAAAUUUCAUCUCCUCACUCAUCAACUCCUACAACACCGAAGGGGCUAGCAAAAUCUGGUUCUUUCAAGAAAAAAUCUUCUUCCGAAUCCAACUUGAAUAAGUCCAGUGUGGACAGGCUGUUGCAUCCAAGUUUGAGCGGGCGCCCUGAUAUUGCUCCUUACAGGAUAGUUCUGGGUCAUGUAAGAGAAAAGCUUGUGAACACCCGCCGGAGAAUGGAGAUGCUGUUAGAGGGCUUGACAUGCGAUUUCGAACAAGACGAGUACUACGAAUCCACGGAGGACCUUCUGGAGCCGCUCCUUUUGUGUCAUGAGUCCAUGGAAACGACUGGAUCCGAAGUCUUGGCAGAUGGCCGCAUCGCCGAUCUUAUAAGGCGCAUCUCUACAUUUGGAAUGACUCUUAUGAAACUAGACGUGCGGCAGGAAUCCGACAAGCAUACGGAAACUUUAGAUGCAAUAACGGAGUAUCUCGGUAUGGGCACAUACAGUGAGUGGGAUGAAGAGAGGAAGAUAAGAUUUCUCACCCAGGAGCUGAGAGGCAAAAGACCACUUGUCCCACCGUCAAUAGAGGUGACACCGGAGGUUCAGGAAGUGCUAAACACUUUCCGUGUCGCAGCUGAGCUUGGUUCACAGUCUCUCGAAGCUUACAUUAUUUCCAUGGCUUCAGAGGCCAGUGAUGUGCUUGCCGUAGAGCUAUUGCAGAAGGAAGCUCGUCUUGUUGUGGCAGGAGAGCUUGGAAGACCAUGUCCAGGGACAACGUUGCGUGUGGUACCAUUGUUUGAAACCGUGAAAGAUUUACGGGAUGCGGGAACGGUUAUUCGGAAGCUGCUCGGCAUCGACUGGUACAGGGAGCAUCUGAUUGCAAAUCACAAUGGACAUCAAGAGGUCAUGCUGGGUUACUCUGACUCGGGCAAAGACGCAGGAAGAUUUACUGCCGCUUGGGAGCUAUACAAAGCGCAGGAAGAUGUGGUCAAAGCAUGCCAGGAAUUUGGCAUCAAGGUAACAUUAUUCCAUGGUCGGGGAGGAAGUGUGGGACGUGGUGGAGGUCCUAUGUAUUUGGCUAUACAGUCGCAACCACCCGGCUCUGUCAUGGGUUCGCUGCGUGUUACCGAACAAGGUGAAAUGGUUCAGGCAAAAUUCGGUCUCGCCCAGACAUCCGUUCGACAGUUGGAAAUCUACACUACAGCUGUACUUCUCGCAACCUUGCAUCCUCCGGAUCCCCCACGCUCACCCAACUGGAGAAAUGUCAUGGAACAUAUUUCGGAGGUAAGUUGUCAGAACUAUCGGAAUAUUGUCUUCCAUAACGAGCAAUUCUUGCAGUACUUCCAUGAAGCCACACCGGAGGCAGAACUAGGAAACCUCAACAUCGGAAGUCGACCAACCCGAAGGAAGAAGACUGGUGGUGUCCAGCAACUCCGAGCCAUACCUUGGAUUUUCGCCUGGACACAAACGCGGUUGACUUUGCCCGCAUGGCUUGGAGUAGGAGCAGGAUUAGACGCUGUUAUUGCCAAAGGGGACCGUGAUGAGUUGCAGGCCAUGUAUCGUGAGUGGCCAUUUUUCCAGUCGACAAUCGAUCUGAUAGAGAUGGUGCUCGCCAAGGCAGACAUUCCCAUUGCAAAGCAUUAUGAUGAAGUGUUAGUUUCACCAGAACGGCAACAACUUGGAGCCGAGAUUCGGGAAGCUUUUCACACCACAGAAAAAUGUGUUCUGGAAGUUAGUGGGCACCACAAGCUUUCGGAGAAUAACAAGACGCUGCGUCGGUUGAUAGAAAGUAGAUUAGCGUACUUGAACCCAAUCAACAUGCUUCAGGUAGAAAUUCUUCGGAGACUGCGACAGGAUGAGAACAAUCCCAAACUCAGAGACGCUCUCCUCAUCACUAUCAACGGAAUUGCUGCUGGAAUGAGGAAUACUGGUUAAGCAUGUUUCUCAAGAACCGGACUGGAAGCAAGGGACCGUCUACUCUAGGACGCUUGAGCGUGAAGACUAUUUCACUCUGGAAUUGACGACUUAAUUUUUCUUCUAGGAUCUCACUUAUAAUGGGACGUUGUUACAUGUGAUGUAUUCGUUAAUGUGGGAUUCUGCCUUGGCGACAGUUCCUGGACAUAAGCACAUAGCUACUCCAGUGGCCACGCUGUUGUAAGGAGGUGGAUGUGUGCGUGGCUUCUACUCUAGAUUCAACUGCAUAAAUGGGUUGAAGCUAUUUCCAUGUCUGAAAUAAUGCUUAUUUCUUGUCUCACUCAAAUCCAGCUUCCUUUGCUGAAGCUCCCUCGAACACGGAGGGGUCAUUAGCAGAAGCUUUGCUGCAUCAUGAAAGCACGUACGAUCAUCCAUCCAUCUUCAGAUAUAUAGAAGUCAUCAUCCUACAUAUGUGUCAGGUGUGCACGGGGAAAAAUGGAUGACAGCUGUACACAUCACAUUUUGAGGAAAAGAUGGAAAUGAUCAAAACAAGAUUUGAUAGGU